This is a messenger RNA of Chelmon rostratus (copperband butterflyfish), 2514 nucleotides long. It is a transcript of the gene ptchd3b, whose product is annotated as patched domain-containing protein 3. Bases 1 to 2514 code for a protein of 837 amino acids. Gene Ontology annotation, cellular component: membrane. The transcript is spliced from 4 exons. The record is from RefSeq and is a predicted model, not a curated record. NCBI's taxonomy places the organism in Eukaryota, Metazoa, Chordata, Actinopteri, Chaetodontiformes, Chaetodontidae.
AUGGCCAGAUUCCGCACAGAUUGCAUAGAGGGACCCCUUCGCAUCUGUUUUGAGAUGAUGGGUCAUUUUAUUGGAUCUCAUCCCUGGUGGUUCUUGAUUGGCCCCCUUAUUCUCUCAACAAGCCUGGGGAGCGGGUUUUAUCUUCUCGAGGACACGAUGUCAAACAAUAUCGAAGAGCAGUUCACACCUGUCGAUGGGCGAGCCAAGAUGGAGAGGAAGCGCAUCCAAGAAACGUUUCCAGGAAACGAUUCCAUGUUUUCACGUUUAAGACUGAGCACAGAUGGAAAUUAUGCAACUCUCAUAGCUGCAAGUGACAGAAACAUUCUGACUGAGGAGUCGCUUCAGGACGUCCUCGACUUGGACUUUAAAGUUAGGAGUAUGACAGUGCAGUUUGACAACCGCUCAUUUGAAUAUGCAGAUGUUUGUGCCGAGGCGAUGGGGUCCUGCGCCUCUAAUGACAUUUUAGAUAUCAUUGAAUACAAUGCCAGCAAUAUAGACUCAGUCAAUUUGACAUUUCCGUGGCAUUACUGUGAUUCUAGGAGCUUUGCUUCAUAUUUAAAUCUGGGGAGUGUGAAGCUGCAAAAGGAGAGCUCGCUUGUUGAAAGCGCUAAAGCCAUACAGCUCCAUUACUACUUACGGGAGGACAACACAACAAAAACUGACCUCUGGUUGGAAAGCUUCAUCCGUUUGGUCUCAAACAAAUCCUCAGCUUCCAUUCAGGUGUCAUACUCCACCUCCAGGUCAAUGCAGUGGGAAUUUCAAAAAUCCCCAGCUUCCGUCAUCUAUUUGUUCUCCAUCGCCUAUGCCAUAGCCGUCACAUUUUCCAUCACAUCAUGCUGGAGGUUGGAUAACGUGAGGACGAAGGUGUGGGUGGCGUCCUGCGGGGUGCUCUCCACAGGUCUAGCAGUCCUGAGCGGUUUUGGCGUGCUGCUGUUGCUGGAUCAACCUUUCGUCAUGACAGCUGCCUCGUGUCCUUUCAUGAUAUUAGGUAUUGGACUGGAUGAUAUGUUCAUCAUGAUCUCUUGCUGGCAGAGGACCCGUGUCCUGGACAGCGUCCCUGAUCGCCUGGCUGACACCUACAAGGAUGCUGCCGUCUCCAUCUCCAUCACCACCCUGACAGAUGCUCUGGCUCUCUUCCUGGGCUACAACUCGCCCUUUGGCUCAGUCCAGUCCUUCUGUCUGUAUGCUGGGAUUUCUGUUUGCUUCUGCUAUUUGUACACCAUCACUUUCCUGGGCGCGUGCAUGGCUUUGAAUGGACAGAGGGAAGCAGAGAACAAGCACUGGUUCACGUGUUCCAAAAUCCCCGAGGACAGACCAUCCACAAACUCCAAGGCCUUCAGUAUCUGCUGCGUUGGUGGGAGCUACAAUCAAAUCACUGAAAAGGAAGAAACUGAGCCAAUGAGUCACUUUUUUGGGCGGUUUUAUGGCCCAUUUCUGACCCACAAAUUAGUGAAAGCAUGUGUUUUUGUCAUUUAUGCAGGCUACCUGGCUGUUAGUGCCUAUGGUUGCUUUAUCUUAAAAGAGGGACUCGAUAUCAAGAACCUGGCUUUGGAUGAUUCCUACAUCAUCAAUUACUACAACAGUCAGAGACAGCACUUCUCUGAAUAUAGCUGUAACGUGAUGGUAGCCGUGAAGCAGCCCGUUCUUUACUGGGAUGAGGAUGAAAAGAAGCAUCUGCGUUCAUGCAUUUCAAAUUUUGAAGGUUUGGACUUUGUCAAUAGCACGUUUGCUUGGUUUCUUUCCUUUGAACAGUAUGCAAAUGAAACCAGUCUCAAUAUAAGUUCCCAAGAGGCUUUCCAAACACAUCUGUCCCAUUUCUUAGAACUCAACUCUGCGUUCAAACAAGACAUCAACUUGACUGCAGACGAUGAGAUUCAGGCCUCUCGUUUUUUCAUUCAGACACUCAGCAAAACCACAAUGACGGACAUGAUGACCGGACUCAGGGAAACGGCGGAGGGCUGUCCGGUCGAGCUCCUGGUGUACCACCCUGCUUUCAUCUACUUUGAUCAGUACACUGUCAUCAUAGACAACACGGUUCAAACCAUCCUGGUGGCCGUGAUUGUGAUGCUAGUGGUCUCACUCAUCCUCAUACCCGAUCCUCUUUGCUCCGUAUGGGUGGCUUUUGCGAUUUGUUCGGUCAUUGUCGGUGUGACAGGCUUCAUGGCGCUGUGGGGCGUAAACCUGGACUCCAUUUCCAUGAUCAACCUGGUCAUGUGCAUCGGUUUUUCUGUGGAUUUCGCAGCACACAUUUCUUACUCUUUUGUCUCCAGCCACAAGAGCGAUGCUAAUGAGAAAGCCAUCGAUGCCUUGGCCCACUUGGGCCACCCGAUACUGCAAGGAGCAUUGUCCACUAUUUUAGGAGUGGUGGUGCUGUCCAUGUCUGGGAGUUACAUCUUCAGGACAUUCUUCAAGAUUGUGUUUCUUGUGAUGACAUUUGGGCUGCUGCAUGGCUUAGUGUUUGUUCCUGUGUUUCUGACACUGUCCGGGGCCUGUGUGAAACUCUGGACUAACUGA